AUGCUGACGUCUGUUCGUCAGGCAGCAGAAGAGCUCUUGAAUCUAGUCGAACCUACCAUUAAAGACAGCCUGGAUUCCUUUUCACUGCUCGACACUGUUGUCGAUGCACAGACGCAAUCACCUAGGUCAUUCUAUGCGUAUCUUCUACUCAACGAAAAGUGCGAUCUGACUGUUCCUUUGAAAGCAGACAAUGAGUACAUGCCUCCCGUGCUUGCAAACAUACUUUUCUCGACUUUGUCUAAGGAAAUAGACGAGAUUUUGGAUGACACGUCGUUCCUCUGGCCCGUUGCUGUCGACUUUCUACACUCCUUUGUGGAAUCAUGUCAGAUUCCUCUGGGGAUUUUUCAGACCAAUCACAGAGCUCGGCAUGGUUCUUCUCUAGAGCGCCAUACCUCGCUGUUUAAAUCUCAGCAGUCUUUAUCCGAGUAUUUGCAUCGGAUCAGAAGCCACAGCGUCCAGAGCAGAUGGUUCUUGAUACUAUUCCAAACCUGCUCGACAUUUCGGUGGAUUUUGGGGAUGGUUAUUUCUGCCUUUCUGCUAGGCAGCGCUGAGGAGAGCGUGCAUCAGAUGGGAGCAAUCUCAAACAAUCCAUCAAUCCAUUGUGAUUUUACUGGGAUUGAAUUCUAUUCGUUUAAAGAGCUCGAAGAGCGGUUCUGUCAGACCUGUAUUACCAAACACAGGGCUUCAUCACAGGCUCGGCGAGCGAUGAGUAGACGAGCAGCCAGGUCUGCACGAUGUUCUCAAACUCUGACAGAAAGCGCACGGGUUAGUCGAGCGCAGUCAACCGUGCAAACACCUGCUGUGAAGUCUCGUGCUAGCUCGCCUCAAUCGUUGGAAAGAAGUAGAGCGAACUCAGUGGCCCGCCAACUUUACCCAGAUUCCAGCUUCACUACUAAUGAUUUAGAAUGUAACGAAAAUCAGAUUUACUCCACUAGACUUCAAUUAACCCUCACACCACAGCCCUCCGAUCUAUCCUUGAGCCUUGCAGAACUAUUGCACGCACUGGAACGGAAGGCAAAGAAGCAGGGCUACUUGUCCAUACUGAAGUCAGGAUUUCAGAGCAUACUGUCCAGUGCACCGAGAGAGCAGCAAUGGAAGCUCCCACCUAUCACCCUAUUCUCUGUGUUUGAGCCCUUCUGCAAUCUGUGCAUGGAUGGGGAGCAGCGACCAUACUCAGAGUCCUCGCACCUAACUUACUUGAUCAUGAAACGAUUAGAAAUUCAAUCGGAAGAGUGCUGGACAUGGAAGGCACGCACCCUCAAUUUCAAUCCAGACUGUGAUAAAGUAUUACUUACCAUGGCGGCAACGAGAUAUUAUGACAGGUUUGGGGAGUAUCUGUAUGCCAUGGAUAGAAAGCUAGCCAAGUUCAACCUGGCUCCAGCGUUGCUUGGACCUGUAUUUUACGGAUACAGAUUCUUUAUAGACAGGAGUCUGAUUGUGGAGAAGCUCAGACACUGGAAUACCAUCAAUCUAUCCAAGCUCAUAAAGACUACAAACAUAGAUGGCACCCAAUCUAGCGACAUGGCUCUAUUUGCCUCAUCAGGAUCCAAGAAACGUGUCCAUCGGCAAGUCCCCCUAGAGUUUGUAUUUCUGCAGCUACUUCUCACUGUGUUUCAGCAAUGGAAAGAGCUGAAAAGCGCCCUUUUUGAUAGUCUAUCCACGGGGGCAGAAAAGGCAUUUAUCCAGGAGUUUGAGCACGCCAUUCUUUUACAUACACUCACCCCAAUAGAGGUCUUUAUACGUUCCGCUAUAGAAAUGUGUCCUCUACUACAACAGCACAUACCAACACUGGUUCUAUUGAGCAACGCUAUAGAAGCCCUAGAGCAACGCUUUCUUAGCCACGGAGUGGCUGUCAGAGAGGGCAUGCUCUCCAUCAAAGCCUACAUUCUGGAGUUGAUUGAAGCCCAGCUGGAGGCUAUUUACGGUGAUUUCCAGGUUCUCUUAAAGCUUAAGUACAACCAAAUCCACUCCCGUCAUGGUAUUAGAAAGAAAACAAAUCAUGCACAAUCUUUUAUCGACAUGAUUGCACAGCCAGAGGCCUACGCUAUGGGUUGUCUCUUUGAGACUAUCCUGUCUCUCCAACUAGGUGUUGGCCUAGAGACAUCGGACCCCAUUUUGCACGAAUACAUCAAUAGAAUAAUCCACUUGCUAAAGCAGACACUUAACGCAUUCUUCGAGUACAGCAGGAUGUCUGCGCAACUCACCCUUUCUUCUGAAAUAGAUCAGAUUAUCAGACAGCUAUCUGAGUGUCAUAUCUUGUGCACUCUAAUGAGUGUGAGCGCCGCUUACUCAGAUACGGAUGGCUACAUAGCCACUGCAGUCAAGCAGCGCACCAGGGACCUGUUUGCCAAGCUCUGUACUGUACUGGCAGAGAAGGGUGUCACAGCUAAAGCUGAUCAACUAGAGUAUCUCCGCGCUUUGAAAAGAAGCCACAUGAUUCACAAGCAGUUGCUGAUUAAGCUCGAGAAUAUAGACACUGUAUAG
This is a messenger RNA of Giardia duodenalis, 2484 nucleotides long. RefSeq lists its product as uncharacterized. Bases 1 to 2484 code for a protein of 827 amino acids. The transcript has a single exon. NCBI's taxonomy places the organism in Eukaryota, Fornicata, Diplomonadida, Hexamitidae. The record is from RefSeq and is a predicted model, not a curated record.